AUGACAUUAAUAGCACAACCUUUCAAAACAUUGAAGCUUUUUAUAGUGGCUGUUGUUCAGUAUAUAAGCAGAUCACUGCAUGUUGAAGAGCUUCUUGAAUAUGCAAGGUUUGGACUGUGGUGGGUAGCUCUUGGUGUUGGGUCUGGGCUACACACUUUUGUUCUAUAUCUGGGUCCCCACAUUCCUUUCUUCACAAUAAAAGCAAUGCAGUGUCGUCGGGUGGAUCUUAAAAGUGCUGUUGAUGAUACAAUAAAGUUAAAUAGAAGCCCUACAUGGCUUCAAAAGGAUUGUUCAAAGUUUGGGCCUCCAUUGUUUUUUUAUCCUCUCAAGGUGUUCAGGUUCCACUCAGCAGCAUUUUGCCUCAAGUACAAGUAG
This is a messenger RNA of Lactuca saligna, 375 nucleotides long. Lineage: Eukaryota; Viridiplantae; Streptophyta; Magnoliopsida; Asterales; Asteraceae. The record is from the annotation of a GenBank genome assembly.